Cuscuta europaea is the source of this 3396-nucleotide messenger RNA. The record is from the annotation of a GenBank genome assembly. Lineage: Eukaryota; Viridiplantae; Streptophyta; Magnoliopsida; Solanales; Convolvulaceae.
UUGGAACGCCUUAACAAAUUUUCGUUUGACAAGGCCUCACUCAGUCCAGUGAUCGGAAAGAGAACAACAAUGGUGCAUAGCGCAUACGACUCAUUUACGCUCCUCAAUGAUUGCCCCACGAAAAUUGAUGCCGUCGAAUCGUACGGUUCAAAGCUACUCAUCGUCUGCUCGGAUGGAUCGCUCCGUGUUUACGCACCCGAAUCAGCCGUCUCCGAACGCUCGACGCCGUCUGAAUUCCUUCAACACUCCUCGGAGCUUCGCAAAGAACGCCACAUCCUGGAACGGACAGUCAAUGGAUUCUCCAAGAAGACGAUGCUGGCGAUGGAGGUCAUUGGGUCGCGGGAGCUUCUUCUAUCGCUCUCCGAAUCCAUCGCCUUCCAUCGGUUGCCCAAUUUGGAGACGCUGGCCGUUAUUACCAAAGCAAAAGGAGCGAAUGUGUAUUCCUGGGACGACAAACGAGGGUUCCUUUGCUUCGCCAGACAAAAGAGAGUUUGUAUUUUCAGACACGACGGAGGAAGGGGCUUCGUAGAGGUGAAAGAAUUUGGGGGUACCAGAUACAGUUAAGUCAAUGGCAUGGUGUGGAGAGAACAUUUGCUUAGGAAUUAGAAGGGAAUACAUGAUACUGAAUACCACAAAUGGAUCAGUGUCUGAGGUGUUUCCUUCGGGGAGGACUGCCCCACCUCUUGUGGUUCCCCUUCCAUCCGGAGAACUUCUUCUGGGAAAGGAUAAUAUUGGAGUAUUCGUAGACCAAAACGGUAAGCUUCUUCAGGAUGGUAGGAUUUGUUGGUCUGAAGCUCCUGCCGUAGUUGUUAUUCAAAAGCCAUAUGCAAUAGGUCUCCAACCAAGACACGUGGAGAUACGUUCUCUUCGGUCUCCUUACCCGCUGAUACAGACAGUUGCCCUAAGAAAUGUUCGCCGUCUUGUUCAAAGCAACAAUGCUAUAAUUGUUGCUCUUGAGAACUCUGUUUUUGGACUCUUUCCUGUUCCUUUAGGUGCACAGAUUGUACAACUAACUGCAUCUGGAAACUUCGAGGAGGCCUUGUCAUUGUGCAAGUUGCUUCCACCAGAAGAUUCAAGCCUCAGAGCUGCGAAGGAACAAUCAAUUCAUAUAAGAUAUGCACACUAUUUGUUUGAAAACGGGAGCUAUGAGGAGGCCAUGGAGCAUUUUUUGGCAUCUCAAGCAGAAAUUAAUUAUGUUCUUUCGUUAUACCCAUCGGUCUCUGUUCCAAAAUCUGCAGUAAUACCUGAACCAGAGAAAUUUGUGGACAUGUCUGGGGAUUAUCCAGAUCUCUCCAGAGGCUCCUCUGGUAUGUCGGAUGAUAUGGAAUCUACUACUCAUAUGUCGGAGUCUGAAGAGACGGAUAUUGAAUCCAAAAAAAUGAGCCAUAAUACUUUAAUGGCUCUUAUUAAGUUUCUGCAGAAAAAGAGAUAUAGCAUCAUCGAAAAAGCUACUGCUGAGGGAACUGAAGAGGUUGUUUCAGAUGCUGUAGGUGAUAAUUAUGUUCCAUAUGGCACUAACCGAUCUAAGAAAGCAAGCAAGGGCCGUGUAAAUACUCCCAUCAGCUCAGUUGCUCGAGAUAUGGCAGCCAUUCUUGACACUGCAUUUCUCCAAGCACUUAUGCUAACUGGACAGGCUUCAGCUGCAUUGGAUUUUCUGAGAGGCAGCAACUACUGUGAUAUAAAGAUCUGUGAGGAAUUCAUGCAGAAAAGGAAUCAGUAUUUUGGUUUGCUAGAACUUUACAAAAACAAUGGAAUGCAUCGUGAAGCACUCAAACUUCUUCAUCAAUUGGUGGAAGAGUCCAUGUCAGAUGAAGCACCAGCUGAGCUGUCACAGAAAUUCAAGCCUGAGUUGAUCAUUGAGUACCUAAAACCUCUAUGUGAGACAGACCCCAUGCUUGUUUUGGAGUUCUCAAUGGUGGUCCUUGAAAGUUGUCCAAUGCAAACUAUUGAGCUAUUCUUGUCUGGGAACAUUCCAGCAGAUAUGGUCAACUCUUACUUAAAGCAGCAUGCUCCUAACUUGCAAGCUACAUAUUUGGAACUUAUGCUUGCAAUGAAUGAAAACAGCAUUUCUGGAAAUCUUCAGAAUGAAAUGGUCCAAAUCUAUCUUUCAGAAGUUCUGGAUUGGUAUGCAGAACUUAAUUCUCAGAAAAGCUGGGAUGAGAAAAGCUUUUCCCCCACCAGGAAAAAAUUACUCUCUGCUCUGGAGAGUGUCUCUGGGUAUAAUCCAGAGAUUUUACUGAAGCGACUUCCUCUAAAUGCAUUGUAUGAGGAACAUGCCAUCCUGUUGGGAAAGAUGAAUCAGCAUGAGCUUGCGUUAUCCAUUUAUGUCCACAAGCUUCAUGUUCCGGAACUUGCCCUCUCCUAUUGUGAUCGAGUAUAUGAGCAAAACUCAGUGAAGUCUCCGAGCAAUAUAUACCUUACGCUACUGCAGAUCUAUUUGAAUCCUUCCAAGACAACAAAGAACUACGAAAACAGGAUAACUAAUCUGGCAACGUCAUCCCACAGCCCUGGUAUGCUUAGGCUUGGUCCAGGACCUACGGCUAAACUCCUCAAAGGAAACCGGUCCAAGAAAAUAGCAGAGAUUGAAGGUGCUGAGGACACUCGGAUCAGUCAGAGUGGCACAGAUAGUAGUAGGAGUGACGGUGAUGUGGAUGAUGCUAGUGAGGAAGGGGUUUCUGCUAUUAUGCUUGAUCAGGUGCAUGAUCUGUUGGGGAAAAGGUGGGACCGCAUCAAUGGAGCUCAGGCCCUGAAACUCUUACCAAGGGAGACCAAGCUGGAGAACCUGCUUCCGUUUCUUGGUCCUCUUCUAAGAAAAUCAAGUGAAGCAUACCGAAACUUUUCAGUGAUCAGGAGUUUGAGAGAGUGUGAAAACCUACAGGUAAAAGAUGAACUGUAUAACCAGAGGAAAGCAGUGGUGAAGAUAACGGGUGAGAGCAUGUGCUCUCUCUGCAACAAGAAGAUAGGGACGAGCGUAUUUGCAGUCUAUCCAAACGGAAGGACAAUUGUACACUUUGUUUGCUUUAGGGACUCCCAGAACAUGAAAGCUGUUUCCAGGGGUUCUUUGUCCCGCAAGAGAUGACUGCACCAACUCCAUUAUAGGCUAGCAACCUUUGUCCCUACCUGGUGUUUUUUUAUUUUUAAUUUACAAACAAGUUUUGUCCGGUAUUUGUUAUAUUGUUUUGUAAGUUUGUAACUUGUAAGGUUAUCCGACAAAAAAAUGAUUUUUAGAAUUAUUUGCAGUUUUGAGAUUAGUGUUUGGGCGAGUAAAAUAAUCUUGUAAAAAAACAAAGAGAAGUGUAUUAAUUUGAACAUCAUUUUCUGUUUACCACUUCAGUUGUGAUUCUUCUGAAGGCUAACUUCUUUUAACUCUUCACUAGCAUAAAUGGAGUUGAAUUU